AAAAGGCCAUGCAUGUCUUGAGAUCAAACUUUUAACCAACCAAACAACACAAGAACAAGAGCUUAAACAAUUAAUGGCAUCCACAGGCGCUGUCGCUUCCGUCCUCCUCCUCGCGCUGGUGGUGGUUGUGGCCACUGCUGAUUACUACGUCUCACCACCACAACCUUACGUUCCCAAACCGUUGACUUCACCGGUUAAGACUCCAUACUUUCCAAUACCAAACCCUGGCAUCGCCAUUGAAGGUUUCAUCUUCUGCAAAUCUGGCUACGAAACCUAUCCUAUCCAAGGGGGCAGGGUUAAGGUUGUGUGUCCUAUCGUGGACUCCUACGGAAAGUUAGUGGCUAAGGUUACGAUCUCGAGCUACCCAACGGACUUGAAGGGAUACUUCUACUUCAUCACGUACGGACUUUCCCACAAAUUGAAGAAUAUCAAUGGCUGCAAAGUGAAGCUCGAGAGCUCUCCGGUCUCCACGUGUAAGAUUCCGACCAAUGUCAACAAAGGUGUUAUUGGAGUUCCACUCUCUUUCGACAACUCCAACUUCCAUAGCCGCGAUAAUUUGAAUCUAUACACCCUUGAACCUUUCUAUUUCUCUAGCCCUGUGGUUCCCAAACCGGUUUACUAGCAAAUCAAUCAGUAGACCGUGGUUUAUAUGUUUCUUUAGAUUGUUUCCUUUUACUCUAAUUUUUUGAUUCUUGGCCAUGUUUUGCCAUUUUGACUUGCAAUGUAUAAAACAUAAAGUAAACCUUAGUUUCCUAAGAAGAAUAUGAUGUCAACGAGAAGAGAUUCAAGAGAACCAUGCUGAUAUAUAAUAACCAUGG
Messenger RNA from Thlaspi arvense, 818 nucleotides. The record is from the annotation of a GenBank genome assembly. NCBI's taxonomy places the organism in Eukaryota, Viridiplantae, Streptophyta, Magnoliopsida, Brassicales, Brassicaceae.